Molecule: messenger RNA, 1913 nt
Organism: Dreissena polymorpha
Lineage: Eukaryota; Metazoa; Mollusca; Bivalvia; Myida; Dreissenidae
Product: transcription elongation factor SPT4-like
Exons: 4
Coding region: 102-455 (117 amino acids)
Biological process (GO): positive regulation of DNA-templated transcription, elongation; regulation of transcription elongation by RNA polymerase II; chromatin organization
Cellular component (GO): DSIF complex; nucleus
Molecular function (GO): RNA polymerase II complex binding; zinc ion binding
Source: RefSeq, a predicted model, not a curated record
UAUUAUGAUGGUCUUAGUUUUACUUCCGGAAAAAAGAAAGAAAGAACAAUAUUCUGUUUGAAUGUCGUAUAUCUGACGGAAAUCUACACUAGAAACCAACAAUGUCCGUCGAAACAGUACCAAAAGAUUUGAGAAAUCUUCGUGCUUGCUUACUUUGUUCAUUGGUGAAGACAUUUGAACAGUUUGAGAUGGAUGGUUGUGACAACUGUGAGGAAUACCUUCACAUGAAGAACAAUUCAGAUGCAGUGUACGAUACAACUAGCAACAACUUUGACGGCCUGGUGGCUCUAAUGGGUCCUGAAGACAGCUGGGUUGCAAAAUGGCAACGAAUAGGUACAUUCACCAAAGGUUGCUAUGCCCUAUCAGUGACAGGCAGGCUCCCCCCAGGACUGGUACGAAGUCUCAAGAACAAAGGCAUCUCCUACCGACCCCGCGAUGUGGCACUCAAGAGCUGAAACCUGUAUUAACAAAAUCUCCUUUGUUCUCGGUUGAAAGAUAAACAUACACAAACACAUGUUUCUUUGUUUCCAUUCAUUUAAAGGACGAAUAAACAAACACUUAUUGGAAAUUUUGUAUGCACGAGUAUUUUGGAGUAUGGCAUUCAAUGCCUUCCUUACAGAUUUAGUCAUAGGAACUUGAAAGUUAAUAUUAUAACCAUAAACAAUAUAAAACAGAAAGAAUCCUAUUUGGGCAACUAUGUACUCUGUCUGAAAAAAAUUGAAUGACGUUCACCUGAAGUAUUCAGUCAUAACAUUUACUUAUAUGAGCAGCGUUGUGGAAAAACCUUGCAUGAAGAAAAACUAAAUCCAUAAAUGCAUGGUUCCUUGUUUGAGACUCGUGGCUGAAGUUUUACUUCAUGUAAGAAGUCCUGAAGCAAUUUCAACAAAAACAACAGCAACAUUUUGAUUUAUUACAUUUUUCGAUUUUUUAAGUGACAAACACUUAGUAUUGUCCUAAAUUUUCAACUGAUUAUUGCUCAUUAACAAUAUUGUUUUUUCAGUAUAAUUAUAAUUCUCAUUGUUAUUUUGCUUCUUUUUGUUCACAUUUCUCUUUAAUAUGAAAUGUGGAAUUAAUAUUAAUCAACAAGUAAAUAUGUCAAUCUUGACCAUGACUUAUUAACUAGAAAUGUCCAGCAUUGGAAGGGAGUGAAAGAACUUGUAAUGGACAGAUAAACUUGAUAUUUUGUAAAUCUUAUUUAGUUUUACUUGCUGAAAAAAAUUAAGCCUUAGUGUAUACUCUAUUUGUAAAUGAAAUGAAAUGUCAAAUGAAUAAAUUCAGUGACAAACACUUGCAUCAAUAAAAAGAGUACAGUAUGCAGAGUUGAUGUAUUGAUAAAAAAUGAUUGAUCCUUAUGUUUGUUUUAAUGUAUUAAAAUAAUUGUAUCAAAGGUUUGGAAAUAUAGCCUUUAAACUUGAAUUUAGUAAGUAAGGUCUUUAAUUUAUUAAAUUUAACUUUCUAAGGGACUGCAAGCGAUUCAAAAUGUGUAUCUAAGUGGUGAAGGGUUAUCAUGAGUUGAUCAUAAACUGAAAUUUUGUUCCAGGACUGAAAUACUGAGCAUUGAAAUUGCAUUUUUAAUUUCAAAGCUGAUUUUAAUUUGGUAAUUUUAAGUUUUUUAGACUCAGUUAUUAUAUGAGGCUCAAGACAAAAUGACAGAACAAUUUGAACACAUGUAAAGAUUCUGUGAGGUGAUAUGUUUGGAGUUUGGUUCACAAGCAACUGUAUUAUCUUGUUGUGUGCAUUCGCUGCUACUGUCAUGGAUAUUGUACACAGAGAUAAAAUAUAUUCAUGUCAAAAAUUCAGAUAUUAAAUCUCUGUUUUCUAUGUGAUCUUAUUUUUUUGCAAAUAGCUGGAAAAAAUUGUAUCAUGCGCAUUUAUUAUGAAGCAAAUAGCAAUAAAGCUUUUAUGUACGUGUU